This is a messenger RNA of Gekko japonicus, 2156 nucleotides long. RefSeq names its product mannan-binding lectin serine peptidase 1 (C4/C2 activating component of Ra-reactive factor) (gene MASP1). Bases 66 to 2156 code for a protein of 696 amino acids. The transcript has 16 exons. Gene Ontology annotation, biological process: zymogen activation; complement activation. NCBI's taxonomy places the organism in Eukaryota, Metazoa, Chordata, Lepidosauria, Squamata, Gekkonidae. Gene Ontology annotation, molecular function: serine-type endopeptidase activity; calcium ion binding. Gene Ontology annotation, cellular component: extracellular region; blood microparticle. The record is from RefSeq and is a predicted model, not a curated record.
CUUUGCAAUACUCUCCCAGGGGAUCAGAAUUCCCCACAGAGCAGUGGAACCUACAGAGGGGGAAAAUGAGGCGCUUCCUGAUCUGGUCCCUGAGCAUCUUGCACCUCGUCAAGGGGGAGGCUGUCGAGCUGACCGACAUGUUUGGAGAGAUGCAGUCGCCCAGCUUCCCCGACUCCUACCCCAGCGAUUCCGAAGUGACGUGGAACAUCUCCGUGCCAGAGGGCUUCCGGAUCAAGCUCUACUUCAUGCACUUCGACCUGGAAUCGUCAUACCUUUGCGAAUAUGAUUACGUCAGGGUUGAGUCUGAGGACCAAGUCUUGGCUACCUUCUGUGGGAGAGAAGCCACAGACACAGAACAGACCCCGGGCGAGCAAGCCAUCACCUCUCCUGGGUCGUACAUGAGCCUCACGUUCAAGUCGGACUUCUCCAACGAAGAACGCUUCACCGGUUUUGACGCCCAUUACACAGCAGUUGAUGUAGACGAGUGCCUUGAGAAGAGUGAUGAGGAACUGUCCUGCGACCACCACUGCCACAACUAUAUUGGUGGCUACUACUGCUCCUGCAGGUUCGGCUACCUCCUCCACUCUGACAACAGGACGUGCAAAGUGGAAUGCAGCGACAACCUCUUCACCCAGAGGAACGGAGUGAUCAUCAGCCCGGACUUCCCCAGCCCCUAUCCCAAGAGUUCGGACUGCUUGUACCGCAUUGAGCUGGAAGAAGGCUUCUUCAUCACCCUGCAGUUCGAAGACAACUUUGACGUCGAGGACCACCCGGAAGUCUCCUGUCCGUACGAUUACAUAAAGAUCAAAGCUGGACUUAAAGAGUUUGGGCCGUUCUGUGGUGAAAAAUCUCCAGGGCGCAUCGAAACCAGAAGCCACAGUGUCCAAAUCCUGUUCCACAGUGACAACUCCGGAGAGAACGGAGGCUGGAAGCUGGCCUACACGGCAAUCGGGGACCCCUGCCCGCUGGUGGAGCCUCCGCUCAACGGCAGAAUUGAGCCCUCGCAGGCAACGUACACCUUCAAGGACCAGGUGGUCGUCAGCUGCAACACCGGAUACAAUGUCCUCAAGGAUGACGUGGAAAGCGAAACCUUCCAGAUCGAGUGCAUGAAGGACGGGGCGUGGAGCAACAGAGUUCCAGUCUGCAAAAUGGCAGACUGCAAGCAGCCGCUGGAGCUGGCCCACGGCUUCGUCACCUUCUCCACGCCGGACAACCUGACCACGUACCAGUCGGGGAUCCAGUACUCCUGCCAGCCUCCCUUCUACCAGAUGGUGCCCAACAUCACAGGAAUCUACAGCUGUGACGCCAAGGGGGUCUGGAACAGUGCCGAGUUGGGGACAGGCCUGCCAUCUUGUCAACCAGUAUGUGGGAAACCGCGGUUCUCCCGAAGUCUGCUGGCCCGGAUUGCUAACGGCCGCUACGCUCAACGGGGAAUUUCUCCCUGGAUCGCCAUGCUGCACAGGAAUGGGCACCCCUUCUGCGGAGGAUCACUUCUAGGCAACAGGUGGAUUGUGACCGCCGCUCACUGUCUCCACAACGACCUGGAUCCAGAGAACCCCAUUCUCCAAAGCUCGGAUGUGAUCAGCCCGUCGUCGUUCACAGUCAUCCUGGGGAAGCACAGGACCCACAAGCAAGAUGACACAGAACAACAUCUCCAACCCAAGUCCCUCUUCUUCCACCCGUCUUACCGGGCGGCCACCUUGGAAAACGACAUUGCCCUGGUGGAGCUGUCCGAGGAGGCCACGGUGAAUGAUCACGUGAUACCCGUAUGCUUCCCGGAGGGCCCCCAACCAAAAAAUGCCAUGGUUAUCGUCAGCGGAUGGGGAAAGCAGUUCCUGCAACGUCUCCCGGAUUCCUUGAUGGAGAUCGAGAUUCCGCUGACGGAUCAUGUCGUGUGCCAGGAAGCUUAUGCCAGGCUUCAGAAGGUCAUCACAGAAGAUAUGAUCUGUGCUGGAGAAAGAGAAGGAGGAAAAGACGCCUGUAGUGGAGACUCCGGGGGCCCGAUGGUCACUCUGAACAACCAGACCGGAGAAUGGCAGCUGAUCGGCACCGUGUCUUGGGGUGACGGGUGCGGCUUGGGCGACCGCUACGGGGUGUAUUCCAACGUGUUCCUGAGCCUGCCCUGGAUUAAGCAGGUCACCGGAGUGGAAUAUUGA